Molecule: messenger RNA, 1008 nt
Organism: Candidula unifasciata
Lineage: Eukaryota; Metazoa; Mollusca; Gastropoda; Stylommatophora; Geomitridae
Source: the annotation of a GenBank genome assembly
AUGACGAAAGCGGGAGAUUGCUUCGUGUAUUUCUGCUCCAAACUCCACAACACCCCAGCGGCCGCCAUGUGUGUGGUGGUGUUCCUAGCUCAAACUGCCGCCAUGGAUUACUAUUUGGUGCUUUACCUGUCCUACGAUCAUCUGUACUGGGUGGCCUCAGAUAUGCUUAACCUGGCUCUUCUUGUCAGUUGCAUUUAUCAGUCCUAUUCUGGCAGAUCCAAAAAGAACGCUAACAAGAAAACUGCUCACAGCUUUGCCUGGUUGUCGUGGCUUGUUAUGAACAUUGUCCUGUCUGCUAAGACAAUAGUUGUCUUCCUUAAUGUCGCACACACGUUAGAAGAAAAACACCCUUCGUUUUUUGGCCCAAACACUUUAAAAACUACUAUUGCAUUGGGCAGCUGUGUAUUUCUGCUACUGUUGACAACGCAACACGAUGCACCAUUAGGCAGUGAACGAAGGCAGUUCAUCAACGAACUGACUGGGACAGUUGUCUUUGACCUCCUGGACACAGCAGAUAUUCUGGAAAUUUUAUUCGAGGAAAAUGAAACUGAAUCAUUUUGGACAGGACUUAAAGAAUUCAUCUUGGCCGUAGGUGUCUUGAAUCUAGUAAUACCGACAGUACCGUUGCUGACACUAAGUAUAACAAACUUUGGGCGGGACAAGCUUCAGCGCCGGCUUAUGUACCUCCAUCGGAUGUUGGUGGUCUUAGCCGUCAACGUUCCGAACCUCUUGGUCAGGCUAAAUCUAUGGCAUGGACACAGUGUGGCUAUUUCUCCGUUUACUCUGAAAAACAUUAUCCUGAUUUGUAUCACCGUCUACGAAUUUUAUCUUCACAAAAGAGGAAAGUACGAAGGACACAAACGAGAACGAAAACGGCAGAAGAACAUUAGAGAUAAUGGAAUUAAUCCGACUGAUAUCUUUACUGUGAACAUCCCUGAUGCUAACAGCAAUCACAAAAGUAUUGAUGACAACUUUGAUAUGGAACAGAGAGUAGUCACUUCUGAAUAA